Messenger RNA from Drosophila obscura, 1891 nucleotides. RefSeq names its product transmembrane protein 161B (gene emei). The record is from RefSeq and is a predicted model, not a curated record. The transcript has 7 exons. NCBI's taxonomy places the organism in Eukaryota, Metazoa, Arthropoda, Insecta, Diptera, Drosophilidae. The coding region runs from base 156 to 1640 and encodes 494 amino acids.
CAGCAAACGGUCACACUGCCCACCAAAAGAAAAUUUGGACGAACAAAUUGUUCGAGAUUUCCGUUUUUAAUUGAAAAUGAUGAAUUAAUUAGCGCAGUAAAUUAACACCAGACUCAACUUCAGAAAGUUUAACAGCGGAAAGACAACGGGAAGCGAUGGCUGUUCUGGGUCCCCAACUGGUGAUCACGCUGGUGAUGGUGAGCGUGAUACAGAAACUGAGUCCCCACUACUCCUUCGCCAAGUGGAUACUCUGCCGCACCGGCCUCUAUCGCUAUCUGCACCCAACGGACGACGAGCUGCGAUCCAAGGGCGGUGUGCCCAAGGAGAAACCAGCCAAGGGCAAGCACAAGCAGCAGAAUGGAGUCUCCGGGCAGUUCCACAUACCGCGCAGCAUUGAGCUGGACCUGGAGACGUUGCCGGUGCAGGAGCAGGACGUGGUGCACCUGCGCUACUUCACCGAAUACCAAUGGCUGCUGGACUUUAGUAUCUACGCCGGCAUUGUGUACGUGAUCUCCGAGCUCUUCCACUUUUACUUUCCGCUGAAGGAGGAGAUCAAUCUGAGCAUGGUCUGGUGCCUACUAGUCAUCUUCUUUUCCCUAAAGCUGCUGUCCUCCCUCACCGUUCUGUAUUUCCAAAGCGAGGAGUCCAUUGGCGAGCGGUCCAUGGUUAUUGUGGCCUGUCUGGUCUAUCUGCUGAUCGCUAUGAUCGUGCUGAUCAUCGACGAGCGCAUUCUCGAGACAGGACUGGAGGAUGCCUACACCAGUUUCAAUGCAAGCGCCUCGAAGUUUCUCACCGAGCAGGGUCUACCCUCAUCUGGUCCGGCCUCAAAAAUUGUGGUCAAAUUCUUUCUCGCUCUGAGCUGCGGCGUGCUCGGCUCGCUAUUCACCUUCCCCGGCCUGCGCAUGGCCAAGAUGCACUGGGACUCGCUGAAAUACUGCCGCGGCAAUCGCGUGAUGCAAGUCCUGCUGAAUCUCAGCUUUGUGCUACCAUUUAUUUUGGUCAUUUUGUGGAUCAGGCCCAUCAGCCGUGACUAUCUGACGGUGCGCGUCUUCCAGGGCAUGCAACAGCCACUACUGACGCCGCAUGCCUUUGAAACGCUGCGCUUGCUGCUGGUCGUUUUUGUGGUGGUCAUGCGCUUCGCCCUGAUGCCCGUCUAUCUGCAAUCGUACCUGAACCUGGCCUAUGAUAAGAUAAUGGAUCUGCGCAAGGAGGCCGGUCGCAUCACCAAUGUGGAGUUCAAACAAAAGAUCUCCUCUAUUUUCUACUAUCUCUGCGUUGUGACCCUCCAAUUUGCUGCCCCGCUCAUUCUGUGCCUCUACCUGACGCUGAUGUACAAAAGCCUGGGCGGUUUCAGCUGGUCAGGCGUCUUCAGUGAGGCUGUCGUGCUGCAGCACGAGUGUGCUGCCGGCGACGUGGAGACGGCCGUAUCCGGCGGUACUGCCACUGCCAUUGAAGAGGGAGAGUUCAAUAUUAUGGAGUCGGCACAGUCGCUGCAGGCAUCGUUCAGUAGCCUUAAAAAUGUUUUCUCCACGGAGGUGUACAAGGGAUUUCUGGGCUUCGCCACGUGGUGGAGCUACUUCACUCUCUUUGCCACUUCCUCGCUGGGAAUUGUCUAUCAGUCGUACUUCAACAAGACCUAAGGCCAUCUCUUCUAAUUGCAUAUACUCGCGCUGGAGUUCUCUACACUCAGCCAAUCAGCAUGCUAAUCCUAGUUAGUCCCUUUAAUGUUUUAUCGUAGUCCAUUCGUAGCCCAUACGCAUUGAUAUUGUUUUAUAGUCCAGUCAAGUGAAAUCAAAACACCCUGAAAACUUCUUGGUUUACACCGUGUAUUGUAUAUAAUACUACUUUAUCGAUUGUUUAUAAAGUUUGUAAUAAAGAAUUUUAACCAGGA